Molecule: messenger RNA, 486 nt
Organism: Caenorhabditis briggsae
Lineage: Eukaryota; Metazoa; Nematoda; Chromadorea; Rhabditida; Rhabditidae
Exons: 2
Coding region: 1-486 (161 amino acids)
Source: RefSeq, a predicted model, not a curated record
AUGAUGUUCGAUUUCCGUUCUCUUAUGGCUGAAAUCCAUGGAGUCAAACUCGAAGAAGACAACAUUGGAAUCAAGAAGCGCGAUUCUCUACUCAACAUGUUUCCACGUAUGACCCAAAUGGGAUUGCUCACUCAAUUCGGAGAGAACGAUGAUUUCCCAAAACAAGGAGAGAAUGGAUUAUUGGAGGAGGAUCAUAAUACAUUGGAAUACCAAAUUCAUCAAUUCUUGAAAGAUGUGACUGUGUAUGUUUGGAAUGCUCAUGUCUUCACAAAACAAGUCAAGGAUCUUCCAAAAGUCUACUUCAUCACUCUCGAUUAUUUCAAAAGAAAAGCCGAAUCGGAAGAAAUGAAACAUCUCGUCCAAAUGGUUCCAAUCCUUCUUCAAACCUACAUUCAACACUUUGUCGGAAUUCAAAACAUCGGAAUCGACUACGUUCAACGAUGCACUUUCCACCACAAUCAAUGGAUCACAUCUUUCGAUAAUUAA